AUGUCGAAUUCAGAUAAACCAAACACAAAUGGAGUUACUGAUCCUCUUCAAAGAUUAGCUUCAAUGAAACCGCCUCGAGAUCUCUCACUAGGUGGAAUAAAACCAAAUAAAAAAGUGUUUACGCCAAAUUUAAACGUGACUAGAAAUAAAAAUAAAGGACCGUCAACAGCAAAUUCUCGUGACCAGAAAAAAGAGGACAAAAAUAGAAAAGAUCGAAAAUUUGAUAAGAAUAAAUUUGUAAACAAAAAUGGACCAAAAGUUAUUAAAUCUGAUGGAGUGUUUUCAGAAGGUCUUGGUAGUGCUGAAAGACAUCAGAGAAGAGUAUUUUAUGGUAGAGAUGUAGAUCCAAACCCAACCCUUCAGAAACCAACUAUAAAAGUGAAGGAUGUUAUAAAGAUAGAUAAUGAAUUAGAAGAGCAGAAGAUUAAAGAGGCUUUUGGUGACGACACGUCAUAUGAAGAUGAGAGUGAAGACUUUAAAAAGAUACUUGAUGUGGAAGCACCCGUUAAACUGCCAAUGGAUGAUGGAGGCUUGACAAAUGCGAAGACUGUGAAGAUAAAACAGGAGGUGGUUAUCAAAACGGAGCCAUCAGAGGACUGUGCCAUGCCAAUAGUAGAAGAGAAACCAAUGCCAGAUGUUAAGGAAGUGUUCGAAGAUACCAAUGUGGUCAACUUGCUCAGAAGUGAUAAGCCUACAUUAAUAUUAUUGCAGCUGGCGGACACGCUGCCGGGGCGCGGCGGCGGCGACGAGGACCCGCGACGGAAGCACGACCAGCCCUCUACUUCCAAUGAACAAGAGAAACCGCCGACGGACAACAGAUGUCGGCUCACAGACUUGGAGGAGGGUAAAAUAGGCACGCUGCGUGUGCACCGCUCCGGCCGCGUCACGCUCGCGCUGGGCGACACCGUGUUCGAGGUAUGUUCAGGGACGAAAGCAUCGUUCUACCAAGAAGUGGUGUCGGUGGCGGCGGACGACGCGUCGCGCUCCGCCAGCCUCGUGUCGCUCGGCGCGCUGCAGCAUAAGCUCAACGUCACGCCGCAUUGGCAGACUUUGUUCAAUAAUAUGUCUGUU
This is a messenger RNA of Brenthis ino (lesser marbled fritillary), 1071 nucleotides long. Lineage: Eukaryota; Metazoa; Arthropoda; Insecta; Lepidoptera; Nymphalidae. The record is from the annotation of a GenBank genome assembly.